Penicillium soppii is the source of this 1329-nucleotide messenger RNA. Its product is annotated as glycoside hydrolase family 27 protein. The record is from RefSeq and is a predicted model, not a curated record. Bases 1 to 1329 code for a protein of 442 amino acids. Gene Ontology annotation, molecular function: hydrolase activity, hydrolyzing O-glycosyl compounds. Gene Ontology annotation, biological process: carbohydrate metabolic process. The transcript is spliced from 7 exons. NCBI's taxonomy places the organism in Eukaryota, Fungi, Ascomycota, Eurotiomycetes, Eurotiales, Aspergillaceae.
AUGUUGGGUCUCUUGUCGCUGAUUAUCACGCUGCUCAUUCUUCCAGCAGUCAAUGCUUUGGUUAGGGAUAGUGAUGUUGGCAAACUGCCAGCUCUAGGAUGGAACUCGUGGAAUGCAUUUGAAUGUGACAUCGAUCAUAUCAAGAUCAUGAUAGCUGCAAACCAGAUUAUCAAUCUUGGAUUGAAAGAUGUGGGCUAUCAAUAUGUGAACAUUGAUGACUGCUGGAGUGUUAAGAAUGCCCGAAACGCGAGCAACAAUCGCAUCAUUCCUGACCCGCACAAGUUCCCUGGUGGUAUUUCUGGGGUCGCAGACAAAGUGCAUGCCCUGGGACUGAAAAUUGGGAUAUACAGUAGUUCGGGUGAGACUACUUGUGCUGAAUACCCUGCAAGUCUGAGAUACGAGAUGGUGGAUGCACAGGCAUUUGCAGACUGGGGUAUUGACUACCUCAAAUACGAUGACUGUGGCGUCCCCCCAGAGUGGAAAGAUGAAUACACUGGCUGCGUUCCUGACAGCGACGAGGAUCCCGCCAGUUGGAACUUCCCUAACGGCACUUGUCCUGGUUUGAUCAAUGCUGCCCCAGAAGGAUAUGAUUGGACAACUUCCAAAACGCAUCAACGCUAUAUCAGGAUGCGAGAGGCAUUGUUGAGCGUGAACCGAACAAUCUUGUAUUCCCUGUGUGAUAUGGGUCACGCAAAUGUGAACACCUGGGGUAACACGACCGGUAACUCGUGGCGUAUAACAAAUGACAUCAGACCGGAAUGGGGCCGUAUCGCAGAAAUCGCAAAUCAAAACGUAUUCCUGUUGGACUACGUCAAUUUCUGGGGCCGCCCUGACCCGGACAUGUUGGAAGUUGGCAAUGGGAACCUUACUCUCGAAGAGAACAGGGCUCACUUUGCACUAUGGGCGGCGAUGAAGUCUCCUUUACUCAUUGGCACUGCACUUGAUUCGAUUGACGAUGAACAUGUGGCCAUUCUGAAGAACAAGUACUUGCUUGCCUUCCAUCAGGAUCCCGUCAUCGGUCGCCCCGCUCAUCCUUAUAAGUGGGGAUAUAACCCCGAUUGGACAUUCGACCCAGCUCACCCAGCGGAAUAUUGGUCUGGUACAUCGAGCACGCUGGAGGCAACGUUGGUGCUCAUGCUGAAUUCCGAGGACGCAAAUUCCACCAGAACAGCAGUGUGGAGCGAGAUUCCUGAACUCAAGAACUAUAACUCAUACGAAGUUAUCGAUGCUUGGACCGGAAAUAAUUUGGGAUGUGUACAAGGCCAGUAUAGCAUCACUUUGCAGAGCCAUGAUGUAGCCGUGUUGGUGGUGAGGAAGGGGCAAUGCUAG